AUGACGUCCAGUUCUGCCCCAUCAGACAACUCAAUGUCGAAUUCAAACGUGACCGGUGGAACACAAGGGUUUAUUCUGCAUGUGCUGUGCCCGUCGCUUCCUCCUCCUAAUCGCUUUACAUUCAAUGAUCUGGCACCUUCCAUUACUAUCGCUGGCCUGAAGGCGCGAAUAUCCCAAUCGAUUCCCAAUAGGCCAUCCUCGGAGACUCAAAGAUUAAUAUACCGUGGAAAGCCCAUCUCAAAUGAUGACUGGACUUUGCAAAAGGUGUUGGAGCCUGUAAAUGGCGCUGAAUACUCCAUGCAUCUUGUUCUUCCACCAGCUCCUCUACCACAUCAUGUGGCGACUUCCCCCAGACCUUCGCCAUCACCACAGUACCAAGCACCCGCCGGCAUGCCAGACCAUCUUUUUGCGCCCAGCCGAUCUGCUCCGCCAUACCCAAUGCAACAUGGACAAGAGGUGAGAUACCGAGGAUCCAUGGGUCCUAGUGAAGCCGAUAUUGGGCUAGCUCUGCGACGUAAUAUCGAAAACAUUCGCCGCCAAAUCGAACUGCGGGAGCGAGGGGGCUCGCCCUUACCAGAUCAGCAAGGAACCGAACAUACCCAACAAUUUCCUUGGCAGCGUAUGACACCAUUACAAUCUUCAACGACCACGUCAACGUCAACGUCAACAAUGUCGUCCCAUCCAUCAGACCUGAGUGCUAGUUUAUCUCAGGAUACUACACUCCGUCUGCACAUACUACGACCGCAAAUUGCGUUAUGCGAAGACCAACUCAAUCGAGGCAUCGCGCCUCCUAUGGACCAAGUGAUUCGCAUUCGGUCACAAUUAUUCGAUAUUCUUGAUGAUCAGUAUAGAAAUCCUUUAUCUCAACGCGACGGCUCUAUAGAAGCCUUGCUCACUCGGGUCUUCAACAUCUACACCCGCGCAGAUCAGCUCCGCGUAAGCCAGUCUAGGGUCACUGCAUCCAUGCAGCACAACACACUUGAUAGUUCUGGGAGUAGUGGUCAUGAACAGGCCCCCCUAUAUCUUCUUUCAUCGCCAAAUGGAUACCAGGCUUUAGUUACCUCUCCUGGUGCAGCGAGGUCAGUUGAAUCCUCGCUAAGCGCAUUUCGCGCGACGCAUACGUCACAGGCAAUACCUACCCACGCCACAGGCCACCCACCCCAAGCGCAUCCCAACCCGAACGCUGCUAUGAUGGAGAAUGCCGUCCGUCAAGCAGUCCUUAAUCAAAGACUGGGCAAUAACGAGCCAGUAGGGCUCGCCCGGAGCAUACGACGCAUUUGGUUGUUCGUUCGACUGUACUUCUUUUGCUAUAUGUUCAGCGAGCCCGGCACUUGGUCGCGGGUCCUGUUGGUGACCUUGGCUGUCAUUAUAUCUCUCCUGUCGGAAACCAGUGUCCCGCGCCAAUUGUACGGGAUGAUUGUUUCUCCAAUUCAACGACACCUUGAAGGACUGAUACACUUUUCCACCGAUGAACACGUGCCACCGCGUCCUCAGGGCACAGAUGCCACGGGUAGCUCGGGAAAUGCACAUCAGCCUGGAGAUAACCGAGCUGCCACCCCAGCAGGAAUACGCCAUAGCCUUCGAAGAGUAGAGCGGUCUUUAGCACUAUUUAUCGCCAGUCUAGUACCGGGAGUUGGGGAGAGGCAUGUCGAGGUGCGCAAUGCAGCCGAGGCCGCUCGAAAUGCAGAGCGCGCACGAGAAGAAGAAGAGGAGCGCCGUAGACAGGAAGAGGCGAGCAACGGCGAGCGGGUGACUGAGCAGGAGCAGCAGGAUCAUGAAGAAACCUCAACUUCCCGUCCAGAGUCGUCUGUAACCAACCCCGCCAGUGAAAACGGACUUCAUGCGUCAAUACCCCGUGGAGAUGAACAAGAUGCAAGGUAA
Aspergillus bombycis is the source of this 1881-nucleotide messenger RNA. RefSeq lists its product as uncharacterized. Gene Ontology annotation, biological process: endoplasmic reticulum unfolded protein response. The coding region runs from base 1 to 1881 and encodes 626 amino acids. The record is from RefSeq and is a predicted model, not a curated record. The transcript has 2 exons. Lineage: Eukaryota; Fungi; Ascomycota; Eurotiomycetes; Eurotiales; Aspergillaceae.